AUGGCACAAGCAGUGGCUGAUCUCGCUGAGGGCGCAGUUCAAGCCGGUAUAGCAAUUUUUGGCGCUAUCUUCAACUCGGGUGCGGAUAAGGACUUUCGAAGUUCGUGGACACAAGUCCAAGUGGGAGACAUUACCUCGAAGAACCCGGGGAAGAAUGUCAUGGUUGUCUUCACCAAACACGACGCAUCCGGCCUCGUUAACAGCACAAUGACCAUUCGGGAGUGUACGUGUCCUAACAGCGGAUCGGUGUUGACAUAUAGUUGUUAUGUCUUCGAUUCGGGCCCAUUUGUAUUGCAAGGAGAUGGAGGAUACUUGAACUGGUGUUUUGCUGGCAGUUUUAGCAGAAACGGCAGCAAUGUAACGUUCAACAAGCUGUCCUAA
This is a messenger RNA of Cladophialophora psammophila CBS 110553, 381 nucleotides long. RefSeq lists its product as uncharacterized. The coding region runs from base 1 to 381 and encodes 126 amino acids. The record is from RefSeq and is a predicted model, not a curated record. The transcript is spliced from 3 exons. NCBI's taxonomy places the organism in Eukaryota, Fungi, Ascomycota, Eurotiomycetes, Chaetothyriales, Herpotrichiellaceae.